AGCGCUUAUUCCUGAUGCACUGAUGGGUAUCUGACGGCGGUGGGCGGGCGCCAGCUAAGAAAAUUAUAAGGUCAUUUGAAUUACGCUUGCUAGCGAUCUUAUCGACUGCAAUAAUCCCAGAUAUGAUAUCAAUAAUUGCGACAAUGGACGGAUGAUGAUCGCGGGGUCAAAGUCGACGCGCACAGUCAGGCGAAUUUGACUCGCGACCCACGGGAGGAGAGCAGCAGCAGCAGCAGCAGCUCAUUGUGGUAUUAGAGCAGGAGGGGGUCCCGGUGCGUGUGGCUGUCUCUUCGUGCGUUUCUGUGAGCCUCUGUCAAGCCAAGCGAGCGGCGGCGGCGAGCAGCGGGCAGGACGACGAGGCUACAGCCGCUAAGCCGAUCAGGGCGAGAGCGCACACAGCGGGCUUCACGUCGGGGAUUCCUGCGCACCUUCAUGCUGUGACUGAGUGGACGAGGUGCAAGGAUGAUGCGUCUAGCGUGUUCCACAGUCCUGCUGUUCGUGCUGAGGCUGCUGGUGGGCUUGCCUUGGUACCAGGUUCUCCCGGCCAUCCUGAUCUUCUACCUGGGAAGUGGAGGAUGGAGCUUCCUGCAGAUUUUCGCCAAAACAAUUGGCAGAGACUUGCAUGCGGCAGGUGUGCUAUUGCAGGUGAAGAUGAAUGUCAGACGCCACCUCAAAAACAAGAACACCGUUCCCAAGAUCUUUGCCGAAACGGUGGCCCGCUACGGGGACAAAACGGCACUGAUCUUCGAGGGGACUGGGGAGAAGUGGACCUUCCGACAGUUGGAUGAGUACUCCAAUAGAGUGGCCAACCUGCUGCUGGAAAGGGGUUUCAAGGAUGGCGACGUGGUGGCUCUUUUCAUGGAGAACAGAUCCCAGUAUGUGGGCCUCUGGCUUGGCAUGGCUAAAAUUGGAGUAGAAGCCGCACUCAUCAACUUCAAUUUAAGACUAGAGGCCUUGGUCCACUGUGUCACCAUCUCCAAUGCCAAGGCUGUGGUGUUUGGCUCAGAGCUGAAUGAAGCGGUUUCCGAGGUCCACAGUUUAAUGGGGAGAGAAGUGCAGAUGUUCUGUUCGGGAGACUGGGACCCCAAACGAGUCCCACGGGGAACCGAGUGCCUAGAGCCCCUGCUGGAUAAUGCCCCGUCUCACCUGCCAAGCCGGCCGCAACGCUGCUUCACAGAUCGCCUGUUCUACAUCUACACGUCAGGAACCACUGGGAUGCCUAAAGCUGCUAUUGUUGUGCACAGCAGGUACUACCGCAUGGCAGCCUUGGUUUAUUAUGGCUUCAGGAUGACUCCCGAUGACGUGUUGUAUGAUUGCCUUCCGCUCUACCACUCUGCAGGUAACAUUGUGGGAGUGGGCCAGUGCAUAUUACAUGGCAUGACUGUAGUCAUCAGAAAGAAGUUCUCUGCCUCGCGUUUCUGGGACGACUGUGCCAAAUACAACUGCACUAUUGUGCAGUACAUUGGUGAGAUCUGCCGAUACCUGCUGAACCAACCAGUUCGGGACAUUGAGCAGCAACAUCGGGUGCGCAUGGCACUGGGCAACGGCCUGCGCCAGUCCAUAUGGGUGGAGUUCAUGGAGCGCUUCAACAUCCCACAGAUUGCAGAGUUCUACGGAGCCACAGAGUGCAACUGCAGCCUGGGCAACUUUGAUAACAAGAUUGGAGCGUGUGGCUUCAACAGUCAGAUCCUCCCCUUCAUCUACCCCAUCAGACUGGUGAGGGUUGAUGAGGAGACCAUGGAGCUCAUUAGGGGACCUGAUGGCGUCUGUAUUCCUUGUAAACCUGGUGAACCUGGGCAGCUCGUCGGCAGGAUCAUUCAGAAUGACCCUCUUCGGAGGUUUGAUGGCUAUGUCAACCAAUCAGCAACCAGCAAGAAGAUAGCUAAUAGUGUCUUCAAGAAGGGAGACAGUGCUUAUCUCUCUGGUGAUGUGUUGAUCAUGGAUGAGUGCGGCCACAUGUACUUCAAGGACCGUACAGGAGACACUUUCCGCUGGAAAGGAGAGAACGUCUCAACGACCGAGGUGGAGGGAACUCUCAGCCGGCUGCUCGACAUGAAAGAUGUAGUUGUCUAUGGAGUGGAAGUACCAGGAGCAGAGGGAAAGGCUGGCAUGGCCGCCAUCGCUGAUCCCACUCAAUCCACUGACCUGGCGAAGUUUGUGAAGGACAUGGAGAAGGCUCUUCCUCCCUACGCCAGACCUGUAUUCCUUCGAUUCCUUCCGGAGGUCAACAAGACAGGAACGUUCAAGUUUCAGAAGAUGGACUUGCGUCGGGACAGCUUUGACCCCAGCGCAGUGUCGGACAGACUUUACUUCCUGGAUUCCAGAAGAGGGUCUUACGUGCAGCUGGACGAGGAGCUUUACCGCUCCAUACUGUCAGGAAAACACAAAUUGUGAUGAGCAGGCUGACCACUACAUCUACACAAGAACACAUAGACGCACACACACAAACAGAUACAGAAAAGAAGACAAUAUUGCGAGACCAGGAUAGCAGAAUGCAGGACCGUGUCCCCAUAAUAAAAUACAUACAAAGUUAUAGCCAUACACACUCCCUUGCACCCAUACUCGAAUGCCCAUUUACGCCUACAAACACACACAAUGUAUUCCCAAAACCACUUUGCUCUUUAAAAUACCUAAAAGCAGACUUACACGCCACACACACACACACACACACACACACACACACACACACACACACACAGCACCACUCCAUCCCCAGCAACUCCUCUCGCUACCUCAGCAAACGCAGAGAGAGGCACAAACCUAGUGUUUGGUAACUUGAAACCACCGUUCAUAGCCACACAAUCCCGGCCCACAGCGGUCUCAAGCAGCCGCGCCAAUCCAUCCUGGUCCAUCGAACCAUGUGUUGCUGGGGGACACAACUGGGAGGGAUGUGUGGACGAGUAGUUGCCUGGCUUCCAGAAUGAAACUAUUGACUACAGAUAUCCACAGACUGGAUGUUGAGAAGGAAAAUGGAAUCAGUACAAAAAGUAUGUGUGUGUGUGUGUGUGUGCGUGUGUGUGUGUGUGUGUGUGUGUGUGUGUGUGUGUGACAACGGAGGGACCCAUGAGGACCGAGACUGUCUCUCUGUUUGUGAGCAAGACUGUUUCAUAAAACACUGGAGGCUCUACCGCCGACUUCCCUGCACAAUCAGCAGUGACAAACCUGCAUGUCAACUACAGCUUUUUGAGGUUAACUUUAUAGUAAUAUUUGUGGCACCUCUCUGGUCUCCUUGUCUUCAUUUCCACCAGGCUCCACAGAGCGUGAGAUGGAAAUAAGCAAAGGACACCAAGGUUUUUUUAAAUUUUUUUAAAGGGAAUACCAUGUGGAUGUUAGGGAUUUCAGAAAGCCUUAAAUUAGACCAGUGGUUGAAGCUGAAAUAUUUACUAAAGUGCAAUAGGGCUCCAGCGUUUGCAGUGCAAUAAUCAGCCGCACCACAUGAGAGCUGAUAUAAAACAAAGAUUUGUAUUUAAAUAUGUCUGCAUCACACCAAAUAUAUUUAAGUUGUAGUGUUUGUUUACAUAUUUGAAAUGAUAUUAAAGUGUUGUUAUUUUAUGUUGUUGUAAAAGCUUUCUCUUUUGUUAUAGUGGAAAUGCAUCGGGUUGUUUUUGCUUCACGUGUAUCUAAAUCUGUGCUUCAGUAACUCUUGGAGUCCUCAAGAAGGAAGCGCAGUAUGCGUUUUAUAUCAGCUGCUGGAACACAAAGUCAAGUGAUCUGAUUGAUUCAACCCUGGGCUAAAUACAUUGGGCUAUUUCCAUUAACAGGACUUUUAUACUGAGCUGACAUGCUGUAUGUUUGUGGCUGUAUUGUGCAGGUGUUGUCCUCAAAAGUAGUCUUAUCCUACGCUGUGUGUGUGUGUGUGUGUGUGUGUGUGUGUGUGUGUGUGUGUGUGUGUAUAUUCUUCUGAAACCUACGAAGAAGACUGAAGAAAAAGAAGCACCAAAUCGUCUGAUCUGGGACUCAUGUUUUCAACAAAAUUCUGGUGCUAAGGAUGGGAUGUACUGCCAGAUUCAAGAGAGCCCAAAGAUUCAAAGAUUCAAAGUCGGGAGUGGGGACAUUGUCGCGGAGGAAACGGAACGGUAGAAGAAGAGAAAAUGUGCUUUGUCAUCGAUGUGUUGGCCGCUGUUUGCAAUAGCUGUCAUCAGAGGUUGUAGUAGCAUGAAUGAGCAUCAUCAACCACGCAAGCAGAGCACUGUGCCUUACUGUGAGUUCACCUCCCAGAUUCACAGGCCCGGGCCCACAUAGUAUCUCAUGUGCUUCCCCAUGUUGGACUUGUUGUUCAGCUUCUAUCUACCAUCAUCUCCAAGUUAGUAUUGCAAGGCUGGCCUAAAUCAUGGGAGCAUAUAUGUUUAUUCUGAAGAGUCCAUGGCAGACCAGCGACUGGCGCCUUCAUCCUGCCAGGUGCAGGAAGAGGUUGGGUUGAUGUGUCAUUGGGCGUCUCCUCCUUGCUUGCUCUCCUUUGAGUGUCCUCUGGUCUUACUUAGUCCAAACUGUAACCUUCCUUUGUCUUCUAGAUUUAUUUAUAGAUAUUGUUCACCCAAGUUUCUAUUGGUCAGCAUCUUUACUUUAUCUUCAUAGUUUACCUUCAUCUGUCUGCUCACACCUCUUCCCUUGUUCCUCUCCCUCUCUGUCCGUGGCACUCCAACCCUUCGAGCUGGCACCUCUGUUUGAUCCUCGCUGUCUCUGUCGGUUAUCGAGUCUCCAUUCUCUGCCGUUUCUGCUUCAUCUUGCUGUGCUCAUGUUCAGAAAAUGGUUUUAAAAAAAACAGUAGUUGAAUACAUUCAGAUAUUUCCUAGGUGGAUUUUCAUUUAGUGUGAGGUUUAUUAUUUUUUUGAGAGGUCCGGUGACAAAGCUCCAACUACACACUCAAAACUGUUCUUGAGUAUCUUUUGCCGAUGUGUGUUGUGCGUAGUCUGCCAUUACCCUGUGACUUUUUGUCAUACUUUUGCAACUGACCACAUCCAAAGUCAUCUACAGUACAGCCAUUGCCAACAGUGGAUGUGUAACUGGCUGUAGUGUCAAGGGCUUAUUGUCCUUUUUUUAGUUUUAUUGCGCCAAUGCUUGUCGCUUUUUCACUUUUAUUUAUUAUUUAAUGAUGAGUGUGAAAUGUGCUCUUGAAUGUCUGAAAAAGCAAAUGAGUGACCAAUGAGUAUGACGAUGUUGUGAAGUAAAGGUUACGUAUCUGA
This is a messenger RNA of Cyclopterus lumpus (lumpfish), 5183 nucleotides long. It is a transcript of the gene slc27a4, whose product is annotated as solute carrier family 27 member 4. Gene Ontology annotation, cellular component: microvillus; endoplasmic reticulum membrane; plasma membrane. Gene Ontology annotation, biological process: very long-chain fatty acid catabolic process; response to nutrient; medium-chain fatty acid transport. NCBI's taxonomy places the organism in Eukaryota, Metazoa, Chordata, Actinopteri, Perciformes, Cyclopteridae. Gene Ontology annotation, molecular function: long-chain fatty acid transmembrane transporter activity; long-chain fatty acid-CoA ligase activity. The transcript has 14 exons. The record is from RefSeq and is a predicted model, not a curated record. Bases 463 to 2394 code for a protein of 643 amino acids.